Trematosphaeria pertusa is the source of this 651-nucleotide messenger RNA. RefSeq lists its product as uncharacterized. NCBI's taxonomy places the organism in Eukaryota, Fungi, Ascomycota, Dothideomycetes, Pleosporales, Trematosphaeriaceae. The coding region runs from base 1 to 651 and encodes 216 amino acids. The transcript is spliced from 5 exons. The record is from RefSeq and is a predicted model, not a curated record.
AUGGAUGUGUUCUGUAGGAUCCAAACAUACUUGAAAAGUUGGAUGCUGGCCACUAUUGCUGUCAAUUCAUCGAGGGAUCUCGGCUUACCAGACGCAAUCUGUUGGAUACCACCGAAGUGCAUCUGCCUCACGAAGCAGCCCUUCAUGAGGAGGCGCAGUUCAGGAGCGGCGCUUGGCGAGCUCAUGAGGUGUGGUGAUCUUGAUGGCCCGAGCUCGAGGCGCAGCGAGUACUUGCGGCUAAUUUGGAAAAGCUAUGACACGUGUGAAGAUUAUGGUUUCUCCCGUGGUUUCUCCCCAGUCGUUUUCCUUGUAGAUGUAGCAUAUGGGGGCGGUCUCGACUAUGCUAUCCACGUCAUCUCGUUGAACCUUGUCACCGAUUUGUGCCAACAGCGGCGCGUGAGCCGAUAUGACCUGUUGAGCAUCUUUAUCAAGGAGAGGAGCUCAUUGAAGAGUGGGCGCAGAUCCGGAAGCUCGAGCACCCAGGGGGUGAGGUGGGGAACGCUGAUGCGCACGCUGGCGCACAUGUAUUUCGCUGCCAGUGUCGAACACGGCCUUCUGCAAGCGGAUAAAGGAGAGAUAGAUGCGGGUGGCGCGCCUUUGUUAGUCCUGCCAUGGCAGCUGAGUUGGCGCUGUCAGAGCACAUCUACGUAG